Molecule: messenger RNA, 13650 nt
Organism: Gallus gallus (chicken)
Lineage: Eukaryota; Metazoa; Chordata; Aves; Galliformes; Phasianidae
Gene: MYO10L
Product: myosin-X-like
Exons: 41
Coding region: 5594-11599 (2001 amino acids)
Cellular component (GO): myosin complex; cytoskeleton
Molecular function (GO): protein binding; ATP binding; cytoskeletal motor activity
Source: RefSeq, a predicted model, not a curated record
AGCGCGGCGCGGUGCCGGCGAGCGGUGCCGGCGGGACGCGGCCAGCCCAGCCCGGGGAUGCGGCGCUGAGAGCCGCUCCGUGCCGCCGAUGGACGCCUCGCUCCGCCAGGUGGGGGCUCCGGGCGGGCAGGGGCAGGGCGGCGGCGGCGGCGGCGGGGCCGGCGCUCUGCGGGGAGAGCCGCGGGAGGAGGAUGCUGCGCUGACCGUAUCGAGGGAGCCCAAGUUUCACUUUUUCUCUGGCUCUCGGGUUCGGUCGCCGAGCGCCGCCCGGGCCCGGUGUGCCGGGGGCGGGCUGCGCGGAGAGAGCCGGAGCCCACGCGAUGCGCGGUUCCGGCCGUUCGUGCCGAGGGCUCCUCGCAGGAGCGGGGAGAGGAUUUGUCGCAUGAUAGUCAUGGCUGCCCAGAUACGCUCGCGUGCUGCUUUAAUCCCCUGGAGCGACCGAAGGGUCCGGAGCCUGCCGCUGCCUGCGUGUGCGUGUCACGGCUCGGCUGCCGCACGUGGCGCGGGGCCAGAGCCCGCUGAGGGAUCGGGAAGGCGUGAGGUGAUGGGAGGGGAGGGAGCGUCCGCCUCCAUCCUCGGCCUCGCCGUGCCGCUGCCCGCUCACCGUCCUACGGCUGCUCUGCGGCCGCGCCGGUACCCGGCAGCGCCGGGCUGCGCUCCCGUGCGUGGGGCAUCGCGCCUUCUGCCCUAACGCACGUGGCGGGCGCCGUGCGUGCCCCAGGCCUCCCCGAAUCUUCCCUGCCUCUCUCCUCGCCACGUUUCCAGCCCAGGAUGGAGCUGCUUUUGGUCGCGGCAGCGCGCAGCCCGUGCCGGUCCCGUGGCUCCGUGGGGCGAUGGAACCGUCCUGGGCUCUGCGGCUGGACCUCGCGUUUGAGUCCGGGGCCGUCAGACACCCCCCUCCGGCCCCCGUCGGUUGGCAAGCCGUUAAACCCAGCGUCUGCCCCCCUCCACCCGCCCGCCUUCCUCCGGGUGCACGGGGAACGGGCAGCCCCUGGGGAGCAGCUAAUGGACUGGGGCCGCCCCAUCCCCCAGGAAGCAGUGCCCUUAUCGGAGCAGCUGUUUUCCCAGAUCGGGGAGGGAAAGGAGUGGCUGCUCCGGGCUGCACGGCAGGGACUGCCCCCGGGCCGGCACAGCAGCGCCCAGCUCAUUGCAGCCAUUAACUGAUUAACCUGCUGCUCUGGCAGCCCGGGCCGCCUGCAUCUAAUCAGAUGGAGGCCGGGUUUGCCAAAGGGCCGUUUCACCAGAGUCUUUAUGCCAACCCCUCGGCGAUGGUCUUUUGUAGCAGGAAUGGCCGCUGAGGUGCCUGAAUGCGCCUGAUGGAAAUGGGAGACAGGAGGGGGCACAGGUGGUCGUGGCUGGAGAAUCGGGAUGAGCACGUGUGGGAGAGCCUCGAGCCUUGCUUUGCAGGAGGGGCAGUGGAAGUGGGGAAUGUAGUUCCCUGCAGCAGGAAUACGGCAUGCACUGCACCCCGGCUGCUGUUCCUCUUCUCCAUGGGGGGUUCUUGGUGGGAGGGCAGUGCCUGAGCAGAAGGGAGUUGCUCCACCUCUUGCUGCUGCAUCAGGAGCCAAGAUCAUCCCAAGGGAUGCAUGUCAUCCUUCACAAUGAGCAGCUUAAAGCCAAUGUGCUGCUGGCCUUGCUUUAGCAGGCUCCCAUCCUGCACUCGCAGCAUUAAGAUAGCAGCUGAGCCACGCGGUCAGGAUCCAGGGUUAGGUGGGGAUGCUCUGGGUCUUCCAGCUUCCCUAUCUCCUUCCUCCCUUGGCGUGGUGGAGACGAGGAAACUCUUUCUUUGAAGUUUAUCUAUGAUAAUUGGCUUGAUGAUGGGCUCAGCCUGCUUUCCCUGGCUGUGUCCAUGCAGGGACCCGUGCCCAUGCCCCACUGGCUGUGUCCUCCCUGCUGCUCCCUGCUCAUCCCGUGCCAGACAGGGAGGAGCAGCCCUGGAGGCAAGGGCUGCGGCUGGUGGGUGGUGGUUUCCCUGCGUGUCUGGCAGGAUGUGGGUGACACAGAGGAUGUGACUCGCUCUCCAAUAUUCCCCGAGGAGCAGGAAUGCCAUGACCCGGGUUAGAGGGGACACCGCUCCCAUCCCAUUCCUGCCUGUGCCUUGGCUGGAGGGACCAGUAGCAUGGCCCCACAUCCGUCUGGGCCGCACAAGGUGGGGUUCCUGCAAGGGGAGUGGGUACAGGCAUCCUGGAGGAUCCUUCCGUAGACUCACAUGCAAUGAGGAAAAUGGUUCGGCUGCCUUUGGUGACACUGAGCACGAGCGAUGUGCUGUCUUUCCAGAUCACAGUGAGCUGAGUGCCCGUGCGUUAAGUACUGUUGGCUUUGGAAAAUGCCAUGUUGGAAAGGAGAGGUGCAUAGGUGUCAUCUUCAGCAGGGGGCUGCUGCAUGGGGGGGAUUCCCGUCGCCCUCCCUCCUCUCCGGAGGACUGCAGGCUGCACCGCUUUUCCCAGUGGCCUCUAUGUAGCUCAGCGAGAAGGUGGUGAUCUCCUAGAAAAGAGGAUCUCGAGAGACUGGGAAGAGGAGAAAUGCUGACCGUUACGUCGGUAAUGCUCGAGGUCAACGAGAGAAUGUGACACAGAGCAACCCCUCUCUGUUCGGUCACUUUGAGUGGUUCAGCAAAGAGAAGUAUCGCUGCCCAAGGGCAGUGACCCGUGAGUGUUCCAGGUUCUUGAGAUCCACUCUUCUAGGAGGUCACCGUAUUCCCGCUGAGCGAUACAGAGAGGCCAUCAGGGAAAGCAGUGCUGUAUGGACGACCCAACAUGCAGAAUCCACCCAUCCCAGAUGCACGUUCCCAACACAGCCCAGAGCUACAGAGGUGGGUGAAAGGCUCCCUGCAGAUACAAGGCUGGGGUCUUUGAUGAGGAGGUGGAAAUCAGGGCUCUGGGGCUAGGACUGGGCUAUGCGUUAGCCCUGUUACCUUCGUAUUGAGUCAGUGAUGGGGAUUUGGCUGAAUCACGCUUUCUGGAAAGUCUUCUUUCUGGAGGAUCCCCCGCUUUUUGCAGUGUCUCCAAGUGGUUACACAACCCUGCUUUAAAAUAAAUCCUGUUACAUUUCUGAAGUGCCUGGCAGCCACAUCCGCCUUUGGGUCCCGCUUUCCUUCUGCUGGGUGAGAGCUGUUCCACCCCCAGCAGCAGCCUGCAGGCGCUCCUUCCCUGCCCACCCGGGUGAGCAGCGGGCAGAGCACCGAGGGCUGCACCCAUGCUGGGCCCAUGCUGCUCUCAUCUCAGCGCUGGCGGUGUCUGGGCCAGAUAGGGCAGCCCCGGCUAAUCUACCUAACGAAGUUAGCAUUUUCACCAGUCCGUUUGCAUUACAAGGGAUCUUUCUGAAUAGCAGAAAUGACCAAGCUUUUUCCAUUUGCUCUGUAAGCCGCCUUUCUCACACCUCAAAGCAUAAGUAAACAGGAAACUUCCUUGCUGCUGUUUAUCCAUCUGAGACACGUAUCAGCUCUGGUUGCAACCAAAUGUCCUGGGAGCUUCAGCAAUUCGCAGUGCUGUUGGGUCUGUGAUUUCCAGAAGAAAUUCCUCUCUUUGAAGUGUUCCUUGCAUUCCUUCUCCUGAAUCUGACCUUUCAGUUCGGCUGUAUGUUAAUCCCAUUUUGUUCAAACAAGCCUGGAAUCCAUAGCCUCAUCCUCAUGGACACUCACUGCUCUACCAGAUGUUGGCAUUAUCAGCGCUGCUUUUGAUUUUACGUCCUUGCUGAGAACACAGAGUAGUACUGACCCUUCACUGCAGAGAACUGUUAGCAACUCCUUCACUUAGCAUUGCCCCGUCUGCCCCUUAUGCUUGUACACCAAUUGCAGUACGCGGCAAUGUGGUUGGCUGGACGUCUUUCCACGCAUUGACCAGCACUGCACAACGAUUGAAGCUGGAGGACCUUGAAGUUCAAAUGGCUGAGGGCAAAAAACCCCCACAGGCUGUCACGCUGAGCAGCGCGUGGUUGCUUGGGGUAACCCUGGAGAGCCCUCCGUGAGGCUCUGACCCUUCGGUCUCUUGGAAUUUCCUCUGUGUUUCCAGGCUUAUCAAAAACGAGUAUCAGCUGGUGAGGGACUUUAUGGGACAGAUCUCUGGGAACGCUCGGACCUGUUGAUUUUUAACAUGCUUCACAUCCUUUCCAUUCACCAGUAUAUGGGAAAGUUCAGCAGCAUCUCAGUGUGAUGCAAAGGGGAUACUUUCCAGGAAUGUUUAUUAAAAACUUGUGCGUGCCUCCAUUGUUAUUCACAAUGCUGCCGUCCCCAGCUAGUAAUAGGAUGCUGCUACCAGCACAUGUCUUUUUCCCCAGUGAUUUUGAAAAACAGUGAAGCAUGAACUCGACUGGCUUUACCAUUUCCCAGCCUACUAACUUUUGAGGGCUGUUUCCCCUUUUUCUGCUUUCACUAUUGCUUCGGAAGGGCUGAAGGUGUAUCCCUCCACUUGUGUUCUCAGUGGUGUUCGAGGCAAGGACACUCAGGACGAGCAAAAGCCAGGAACGUGUCUCAUGUGAAGAGUUUGAAACACUCGAGGAUUCUUUAUUAGUGGCAUGACAAAUAGGGGGAGACGUGGCAAAAGAGCAGAAAGUAAUGGAUGAGACAGAGAAGGUGGAUUGGAAUUCUGUGUUCCUCCACCUCCGACCGAGAGAAGGAGGGAUUUUUUUGCUUCGUAUGAAUGAGGGUGAUUAAAAAGUGUGCUUUCCCAUCUAAUGUGGGACUAGAAGGUACAGCUCCAAAUGGCAGGGAAUUUGUGAAGUCAAGGAUGUUGCGUGAUGCAGAAAGGUAUAGGAUGUAUGGGACCCGCCUCUCUGUGUAUUAGUCGGCAGAAGGGAGAGGUCACCCAAAGCAGUGUCCAACUAGAGAGAAGGGCAGGGGCAGCUCUUGCUCAGCUGGGAGUACUUAGCUGGUCAGCGAGAACGUGGUGGGGACUGGAGAGCACCUGCCAUGAAGCUGGGAAGGAUGCAUGCUGGCUCCCUCCUCCUCUGCGCAUCUCAUACCCAUAGCAAAGGGUUUUGCUCUCCCCAGUUGCGCUGUGCUGGCUGCUGCCAUCUCUCUGUUCCCAUCUCUCAUUGACCAUGGUCUCCAGAGCCACCAAGCCCUGCUCCUGCUGCUCAGCCCUAACCUAGGGACUGGCCCUGUGACUUCAUCUCAAGCUGACACCAGAAACACCCCAGGGUUCCUUUGCUCCCUCCCAUAUGGAUCUAGGGUGUCACAAACUCCCCCUCCCCAUUAAUCUUGUAUCCAUUAGCUAGGUCGCUCCAUAUCUAUCCUAUCACUUAUUCAUGAUCAUCCAGAUCAAUCUGUUGAGAAGUGCAUUUAUUGAAACCCGAGCCUGGCUUUCUCUGGAUUGCAUGGGCCCUUAAGCCCCAUUGCUGCUGCUUGGCGUACCACCAUGAAGCCCAUUGAGGCCAGGAAGAGAGCUGGCUUAGCACAGUGCAGCUUCCAAGCCUGGGAGCGUAUGGAUUCACCGUCUUCAAGACAGAGGGUGCCAGGGUAUGGCUGCGGGAGCAGGACCAGCUGCAGCCAUGCACUGUUGGCCCGUGUGCCGAUGGAAACGUGCGCUUCACCUCCGAUUACGGCACCGUGUUCCAGUACCCCAAGGCCUCCCUUUCCAUAGAAAAAGUCUUGCCCAUGCACCAGAGCAGCAUCAAUGGGGUAGAGGACAUGUCCAUGCUGGGAGACCUGCACGAAGCUGCCAUCCUACUCAACCUGCACCAGCGCUACCAGCAGGGUAACAUCUACACCAACAUUGGCUCCAUCCUGGCGUCGGUGAACCCCUACAAGCCCAUCCCUGGUCUGUACAGCAUGGAUGCCAUAGAGCUGUACAGGCAGCACCGCCUGGGUGAGCUGCCUCCCCAUAUCUUCGCCACCGCUAACGAGUGCUACUGCUGCUUGUGGAAGCGUCACGACAGCCAGUGUGUUCUGAUAAGCGGAGAAAGCGGAGCUGGAAAGACUGAGAGCACCAAGCUGCUGCUGAAGUUCUUGUCCGCCAUGAGCCAGACCUCCCUUGGGGCCCCGGCCUCCGAGAAGAGCACACACGUGGAGGAAGCCAUCCUGGAGAGCAGCCCAAUUCUGGAGGCCUUUGGAAACGCCAAGACGGUUUAUAACAACAACUCUAGCCGCUUUGGCAAGUUCAUCCAGCUGCACUUCUCUCAGCAUGGGCACAUCCAGGGCGGACGAGUCACUGACUAUUUACUGGAAAAGAACAGAGUGGUACACCAGAACCCUGGAGAGAGGAAUUACCACAUCUUCUAUGCUCUGCUGGCUGGUGUGAGCGGGGAGCUGAAAGAGAGCCUCUCCCUCGCUGAGCCGGAGACUUACCGGUACUUGAGCCAGUCCGGCUGUGUGAGCGAUGAGAACCUGAAUGAUGGAGAAAUGUUCACUAAGGUCAUGACUGCCAUGAAGGUGGUGGACUUCAGCAGUGAAGAGAUCCGAGACAUCUUCAAACUUCUUUCUGGCACUCUUCACCUGGGAAACGUUGAGUUCAUGACAGCUGGUGGAGCCCAGGUUACAACCAAAGCAGUGCUGAACAUUGCCAGCGACCUCCUGGGCUUAGAUGCCUUCCAGCUUUCCGAAGUCCUGACUCAGAGAUCCAUGAUUCUGCGUGGGGAAGAGAUCAGCUCCCCCCUCACUGUGGAGCAGGCAGCAGACUCCCGGGACUCCCUCUCCAUGGCGCUGUAUUCCCAGUGCUUCUCGUGGCUCAUUAGCAAGAUUAAUACGAAGAUCAAAGGCAAGGAAAACUUUAAGUCUGUGGGCAUCCUGGAUAUCUUUGGCUUCGAGAACUUCCAGGUGAAUCGUUUUGAGCAGUUUAACAUUAACUAUGCAAAUGAGAAGCUCCAGGAAUAUUUCAACAAGCAUAUCUUCUCCUUGGAGCAGCUGGAGUACAACAGGGAAGGGAUAAAUUGGGAAGCUAUUGACUGGAUGGAUAAUGCGGAGUGCCUGGACCUUAUUGAGAAGAAACUGGGUCUACUGGCUUUGGUGAAUGAAGAGAGUCGAUUCCCCAAAGGCACAGACAACACCCUUCUGGAAAAACUUCACAGCCAGCAUAUGAGCAAUCCUUACUAUGUGAAGCCUCGAGUGACAGAUCAUCAGUUUGGCAUAAGGCAUUAUGCUGGUGAGGUGCUUUAUGAUGUAAGAGGCUUUCUGGAGAAGAACAGAGACACCUUUCGAGAUGACAUUUUAAACAUGCUGAAAGACAGCAGGCUGGACUUCAUCUAUGACCUUUUUGAAAGAGUCUGCAGCCGUUGCAAUGAAGAGACGCUGAAGAUGGGCACCCAGAGGCGCAGACCGACUGUCAGCUCCCAGUUCAGGGAUUCUCUCCAUUCCCUGAUGGCAACGCUUAGCACUUCCAACCCGUUCUUCAUCCGCUGCAUCAAACCAAACACAGAAAAGGCACCGAACCUCUUCAAUCCAGAUGUGGUUCUCAAUCAGCUCCGGUACUCAGGGAUGCUGGAGACGGUGAAAGUCCGGCGAGCAGGUUUCCCCAUCCGGCGCCUUUUCCAGGACUUUCUCAGCAGGUACAAGAUGCUUGUGAAGGUACCAAGUUUCUCUGACAACAGCAAGGCUAUAUGUGCAGGCUUUCUUCAGGCCUAUGACAGCAGCAAGAAAGAAUGGCAGUUGGGUAAAACCAAGGUUUUCCUGAAGGAAGCUCUCGAGCAGAAGCUGGAGAAGGAUCGGGAAGAGGAGUUGAGGAAAGCUGCUGUAGUCAUCCGGGCCCACGUCUUGGGCUACAUGGCAAGGAAGAAGUACCGAAAGGUGCUAGCCAGUGUUGUUACAAUCCAAAAGAACUACCGAGCGUACUUCUGGAAGAAGAGCCUGCUGCGGCUGAAGGCCUCUGCCAUCGUCCUGCAGAAGCACUGGCGUGGCCACCUGGCUCGCAGCCUCUACCGACGCCUGCGGCAGCAGGAGCUCCGGCGGCAGCAGGAAGCAGAGGAGAGGAGGAGGCGAGAGAAGGAAGAACAGAUCAGAAGAGAGGAAGAGGAAAGACAAUGGCAAGAAGAGAAAGAGCGUAGGAGGAAGCGGGAGGAGGAAGAGGUGAAGGAAAGAGAGAAGGAACAGCUGAAUGCUCUGCUCCAGGUGGCUCCGGUGCAAACGGUAAAGACCGAGGAAGUAGAUAUUCCACUGCAAGAAGAAGAGAGGCGUCAGAUGGAGGAGAUCUUAAGGCUGGAGAAGGAGAUCGAGAAGUUGCAGCAACAGAAAGAGGAUCACAUGUCUAUCAUCUGUGAAAACACCAGGAAUGAAAUCAACCGGCAGCGGGAGGAAGAGAUCCAGAGGCUGGAAAAGGAGGCAUCGAGGGUUGCCCAGGAGUUCCUGGAGCUGCUAGAUUUUGGCAAUCUGGAUGAAAGCGUGCAGAACUUGGAGCGCUCACUGUCCAGUGAGGGGACGCUCAACAUUGACUGCAGCCUCGUUGCCCCGCUGGCUGAAGAUGAGGUGGAUGAGGGUUUUCAUGCUGAUGAUGAAGUACGGCCGACUUCCAAUUUGGUGGCUGUCACUCAGCAGGGCACGAGGAACAGAGAUAACUGCCUGGAGGGAGAUGUGGGUGCAAGACUUUCACAUCUCCGAAGUGAAGAGGGAGAGGCUUCCCCUGCUCCAGCACGGAGCAGCACGGAAAGAACCAGUAGCCCCAGGGAGCGGAGUGCCCUCUCUGACCCAGCAGAAAGCAGUUACAGCACUGUCUCAGAUACGCUGAGGAGUAACAGUGGAGAGGUGGGAGAGCCAAUUUACAAUUCCCCUCAAGAUGUGGAGUCUGACUAUGACCACGAUGAGUUGGAUGGCUGUGGGGAUGCAGGCAGUGCCUCAGCUGAGGCUCUGAAUGGUGAGGAAAGUCUGAGGCACUCCCACGGCACCAGCCUGGACUCCAACCGGGGCAGCCUGGACUCAUUUUUGGACAGUGAAGAGGAAGUGGAUGUUUAUAUAGAUACAGAUGAAGAGUUUUGUAAUGGACGUGUCACCAUCUUCAAUGGCUCAGGACCACCCUAUUUUCACAGCUAUCUCUACAUGAAGGGAGGUCUCAUGAACCCAUGGAGACGGCGCUGGUGUGUUCUGAAGAACGAGGCCUUCAUGUGGUUCCGCACCAAGCAGGAGGCCCUGAAGUCGGGCUGGCUCUAUAAGAAGGGGGGAGGCAUGUCGACACUUUCACGACGCAACUGGAAACGCCGCUGGUUUGUGCUUCGGGAAUCCAAGCUGAUGUACUUUGAGAACGAUAGCGAGGAGAAGCUGAAGGGGACAAUUGAUAUCAGAAAGGCAAAGGAGAUUGUGGACAUUCAUGAAAAAGAGAAUGCUUUGGACAUCGUGACGGAAGACAGAGUUUAUCACAUCGUGGCAGAGUCACCCGAAGAUGCCAGCGGUUGGUUUAAUGUCCUGAGCCGAGUACACAGCGCUACGGCGCAGCAGCUGAGGGAAAUGCAAGAUGAACAGGCCAACCCAAAGAAUGCUGUGGGAACCCUGGAUGUUGGCCUUAUUGACUCCGUCUGUGCCUCAGACAACCCUGACAGACCAAACUCUUUUGUGAUCAUCACAGCAAAUCGAGUGAUUCACUGCAACAGUGACACCCCUGAGGAGAUGCAUCACUGGAUCUCCCUGCUGCAGAAACCAAAAGGCGAAUCUAAGGUGGAUGGCCAGGAAUUCCUUGUGAGAGGCUGGCUUCAUAAAGAGGUUCAGAGCAGCAACAAGGUGUCCUCCCUGAAGAUGAAGAAACGCUGGUUUGUGCUGACAAACACUGCCCUUGAUUACUACAAGUCAUCUGAGCGCACAGCUGCCAAGCUUGGCACGCUUGUGCUCAAUAGCCUCUGCUCUGUAGUGCAGCCUGACGAGAGGGUCUUUAAAGACACAGGCUAUUGGAACAUCAUUGUUCAUGGGCGAAAGCACUCGUACAGACUGUACACGAAGCUGCUGAAUGAAGCUAUGCGCUGGGCCUCUGCCAUUCAAGGUGUCAUUGACAGCAAAGUUCCCAUAGAAACACCUACACAACAACUCAUUCGUGACAUUAGGGAAAACAGCACUAACCUUGAAGUGGUGGAGCAGACAUACAGGAGGAACCCAAUCUUGCGGUACACUCAGCACCCUUUGCACUCCCCUCUGCUCCCGCUGCCAUACGGAGACGUUAGUGUCACCUUGCAACAAGAAAAGGGUUACAGCAGCUUACAGGAUGAAGCAGUGAAGAUCUUUAACUCUCUUCAGGAGAUUGAGACGGUGUCUGACCCCAUACCAAUUAUCCAAGGCAUUCUUCAGACCUGCCAUGAUCUGAAGCCCCUUCGUGAUGAAGUGUAUUGUCAGCUCAUCAAGCAAACGAAUCACAUGCCACAUCCCAACAGCACUGGGAACCUGCACCACUGGCAGCUGAUGGCAUGUAUGAGCUGCACUUUUCUGCCCAGCAGAGGGAUCCUUCGCUACCUCAAGUUCCACCUGAGAAGGGUAAAAGACCUUUUUCCAGGCUCAGAAAUAGACAGAUAUGCACAAUUCAUCAAUGAUUCCCUGAAGAGAACAAAGACAAGGGAGUUUGUGCCCUCCCAGGAGGAAAUACAGGCUCUUCUCACCCGUGAAGAAAUGACCACAACGGUGUACUGCCAUGGUGGGGGCUCCUGUAAAAUCACCAUCAAUUCUCAUACAAGUGCUGGGGAGGUGGUUGAAAAGCUGAUCCGAGGUUUAGCAAUGGAGGACAGCCGUAAUAUGUUCGCUCUCUUUGAACAUAAUCAGCAGGUGGACCGUGCUGUUGAGAGUCGAGUGAUUGUAGCUGACAUUUUGGCCAAGUUUGAGAGACUUGCUGGCUCUGAGGAAGAAGAGGAGGAAGGACAGUGGCAGCUAUAUUUUAAACUGUAUUGCUUCUUGGAUAUAGAGAAUGUUCCCAGAGACGGAGUGGAAUUUGCUUUCAUGUUUGAGCAGGCUCACGAAAGCCUCAUAGAUGGUCAUUUUCCUGCACCAGAGGACACACUGCAGCGCCUGGCAGCACUCCGGCUGCAGUACCUUCAUGGUGAUUAUUCUAAAAUAAGUUGGAGUCUGGAUGGAAUCUACCCAGUUAACAGACUGAAAUCCAAAAUACUGCACUCCACAAAGAGCAGUGGCACCAGCAGUCACACUCUGGAGAGGAGACGGACCAGCUUCCUUGAAGGGACCUUGAAACGUGGCUUCAAAACAGGCUCUGUAAAGAAGCAGAAGGUAGAAGAAGAGCAGAUGAUGGAGAUGUGGGUGAAGGAAGAGCUGUCAGCCGCUCGUGCGAGCAUAGCCCAGAAAUGGACCAAGCUGCAGGGACUCUCUCAGCAUCAGGCCAUGGUGAAAUACAUGUCCAUUGUAAAGGAGUGGCCAGGUUAUGGGUCAACCCUCUUUGACGUUGAGUGUAAGGAGGGAGGCUUCCCAAACGAUCUUUGGCUGGGAGUCAGCACAGAGAAUGUGUCUGUCUACAAACGUGGAGAUCCGAAACCGCUGGAGACUUUCCAGUACGAGCACAUUGUUUUCUUUGGAGCACCGCAGCCCAACACCUUCAAAAUUACAGUGGAUGAGAGAGAAAUGUUCUUUGAAACAUCCCAGGUGGGUGAGAUAAUAAAGAUCAUGAAAGCGUACAUCAACAUGAUAGUGAAGAAACGCUGCAGUGUCAAAUCAGCCACCAGUGUGGACAGUCGUGCCAGCAUCUGGACUAGGUGAUAAGAAUGGACUGCCAGGAGAGAGAGGCAGAUGUUUGAUAACUGGUAUUUGCAACUUGCCAGCACAAGUGUAGCAAAGAUGUUUUCAAGAACUCCACUUGAGUGACUACUGUAUUAAUGAACUGAAGUGGCAUCUGCAGUACCUGGGAUUUGCACCUCUGCCCAAAGACAUUAAACAGUAACAACUUGUUAAAUAUUAACAGCCCCAACCUUGUUUUCUCUAGCUUGUCUGAUGAACAACGUACCUUUAAAGAAGCAAAGACAGAAGCAUCUUCCUUCUGCCUGUCCUCUCUGCUGCUUUCACAACUACCUGUCAUACGGGCAGAAACAAAACCACAGCAAUCUGGACUACAGGAGGCAGGCUUCAGCUUCCUUAAGAAUAUUUGAUAUGCAAGUGUGUGGGAUCAGGGGGCCAUUGCAUGGGCUGCAAGGAGAAUAUUUGGUUUUUAUUUAUUUUGUAGGCAACUCUCAAAUAAGUCACUCGGGUUUUCUCUUCAGGAUCUACUAAUGAUCUGAUCUAGUUGUAAAAAAACAAAAAAGCCUUUUGGCAACUGAAGCCAGACCAUCCAGCUAAGAGCUCAAAUACUGUGGGAAAAGGCCAUUAAACAAACAACUAAAAACAUGUAAGGUGAUUUGUUACCUUCCGGUGUAUGUUCACAGGUACAUAGAUGUAAAAAAUGGCACUUUAAGUAAAAAUUCUGAAUGCUCCAUUGUAGAAGGAAAUGCUGAGGACAAGCACUGCUGAAAUACCUUGUCAGCUGCCAUUCUGGGUGCAUCCCACAUGGCACCUGCUGCCUAAAAAUUAAAUCCAGCCUUUUCCCUGGUACAGCUCAGAAGGUGAGAUGGAUUGAAUGGUAUUUCCAGCAAAUCUGUUCUUCACAAGCUUGGGGUUUUGGGUAGAAGUUGGAGAUUGUAGUGCCUGCAUUAAGUCCCUUAUUUCUCUAGAUGGGAUUUCAGGCUGACUGAGAUCCCAAAAUUUAGUGUUAGACCAACUGUUUCCUACUGAGUGAAUAGAUGCCUAGAUAACCUCUUAUAGGCAAGGAUUUAAUUACUCUAUACUAGUGUAAGCAGAUGCCAAGUCCUUCAUUCUCUGCUGAGUUCUAACUUGAACUGCUCCCAUCUCUAAGUUCCCAUCCUCUCUAGGUCCCUACUCAGCAGCAAGACUUGAAAACAAUGUUUAGCUGAAAGAUUAGCUGAAAGAACUGCUGCUUAGAGGGUUUAAUUGCUACUUGCAAUUGGAAGAAGCAAAAAUUCUUUCCUCCUCAGUGAAAGAUGAAAGCAGGAGACAGAAAACAGCCUUCAAUUUCCUAGUGGAGCUGGAAGGUAGUGUGUGAUAUGGGCCUUAGAAUCACAGAACCAUUCAGGUUUCAGGUUUGUUUUAAAAUCAGAUGUUCCUAUUUCUGAGAGGGGGGAAAAAAGGGGGGAGGGGGGGCAUUUUAAGGCCAUCUACUUUCACAGAACAGAAAAGGAGGAGGAGUCAGCAUGCACCACCAGCUUUGGUUCCAACUCACCUUGGGCUUCCACCAUUUCACUCCAAGUCCCACAGAAUGGUGCAGUUCUGGGCCCGAUGCUGUACGAAGACAAACCACAGUGCAUAAUCCUGCUUCUCUCUCCUCCCAAGCCCACUGCAGCAUGUGCACACACACCGCCCACUUGCCAGCCUACAAGGACGGCCACCACUGCGUAUUGCACUUCCAACGAGAGUUUUGCCUUAAACAGCUUUACUGAAGGACCUUAUGGACAUCCCCUUUGUAUCACGAGGAGCAGACAGACAGGUGGGUCACAGUGAGUGCACGGGCAGGGGCUCUGCACGGUGACUACAUGGCUAUCCAAACAGCCCUGGUUAUCCCUGUCCUAGCUCUGCACUGUUCUGUGUUCUGGCCCUGGGGUUGCUGCAGGCAGCUUGAACCCACUUGGGAAUGUAACUCCCAUUAGUAUUUGUUGGAAUUUUGCUCAUUUCUAUUACGGAAUUCCUUCUGCUGUCUUUUUUUUUUUUUUUUUCAUUUGUAACUGGCUUUACAAGAUGAAAGUUUAAUAAAUUAUUGGAUUGCA